This is a messenger RNA of Magallana angulata, 1715 nucleotides long. Its product is annotated as type-1 angiotensin II receptor A-like. Gene Ontology annotation, biological process: G protein-coupled receptor signaling pathway. Gene Ontology annotation, molecular function: G protein-coupled receptor activity. The record is from RefSeq and is a predicted model, not a curated record. Gene Ontology annotation, cellular component: plasma membrane. The transcript has 3 exons. NCBI's taxonomy places the organism in Eukaryota, Metazoa, Mollusca, Bivalvia, Ostreida, Ostreidae. The coding region runs from base 211 to 1095 and encodes 294 amino acids.
CAGAUGCCUUAUAUAUGUGCUGAUGUAUGAACUUAAAAGGAGGGAGCCAUUAAAACAUGCUCUUUACCACAAAAUAAACUGUGGUUGCGGGAGACCUUAACAAACUCUAGUGCAUUGAGUUCUUGAUUUGGUCAUCAAUUCACCGUUGGAUAACAGAUCAACGUCAUUUCUAAUAUAACGCAGCAGAACAGUGUAGAAAUAAACAGGGCCAUGAACACCACUUCAUACAAUCUUUCUUAUAACUAUGAUAAUGUCACACAUGAUCCCGAAUUCUUGAUGAAUGAAUAUUCUGUUGACUUCCGAUUCAAGUUUCCUACUGAAGUGGAUAUUUUCAAUAUCAUUAGUGCAGUCAUUGCUGUUUUGGGAGUCAUUGGAAAUAUCGUUACCAUUGUCAUCAUCUCCUACCGAUCAAAACUUAAGACCCCGACAUUUGUUGCUAUCAAAUGCCUAGCCGUGUCAGAUUUCUUUGGAUUAAUAACAGUUUUGUUAGAACAUUUUACAAAUGCCAUAUCAAUUUUAUUAACUCAGAAAAAUAUAUUUAUUAUGUUGUAUAGAUUUAUUUUAUUCACAGUUCAACACAAUUCACCAUGCCAAAUCUUGUUACUGUGUGCUGUUAGAUAUCUGCUUGUAGUCCAUCCCUUUGACAGCAGACGAUAUUUAACCGUCACAUUAGUCUCCCUCGGGUCGCUUACAUUAUGGAUCUUAAGCUUUGUAUUUGCGGUGAUUUUUGGAUAUCUUAUAUCCAGUUUUUAUAAUGAUUCUAUCCUUUAUUCGGCUAUAAAGGAUAGUGUAUCGAUAAUCCAAGUCCUGUAUUUACUAGCAGUCGUCAUUAUUAUUCUCAGUCGUCAUUAUUAUUCUACCAGACGACAAAUUGAUACGAAGAUGAAUUUAAUAGCUACAGUUAUGCUGUUUGGUUUCGUUGUGUGUCGUAUUCCUAUUACUGUUUUUUUUAUAUUGACAUUAAUAAGGAGACUGGACCUUUUUUUAGAGCAUAUGGGAAACAGUUAUAUUCUUCUAAGCAUUAUCACCUUUUCCUACAAUCCGUACAUUCUGUUUCUGCUAACAAAUCUUAAAUAUUGCAAACGAAAAUGUUAAUGUCCGAUAUUAUAUUUACUUAUGUUUCACUUAGACAAUUGUAUGGAUUAAAAGUAAAAUGUCGAUACCUUUUCUAUGCAACAUUUAUGUCUUCUAGAAAAUAUUGGCCUUUAGAGUGCUUGCUUUGCUGAACAUGUUUGCUGCUGUGUUGAGAUAUAUGUAUUUUAUUGACAUUUCAGAACCUUUACACAAGCGCUUUCCUAAUUUUUGUACAUGAGGCAUGAAAUGCCGUCUACAUCUUUUUAAAAUUUCAGAGUUAAUCAAAAGAGUAUGGUAUCGUUAAUAUCAACAUUUAAGCCAAAUUGUCAUCAAUGGUCAAAAACCUGAAGAAAUUUGUACAAAAUAUUAUUUUUUAAUAAAAUAGAGUUUAUAAUGCACACCUUUUUCACACUUACUGUAUAAAUUUGUAUUUUUUUUCAAUUAAUUCUUAAUAGAUGAGUACACCAAAUUUUAUAAGUUAAAAUAGACAAGAUUCAUAGGUCUUUAAAUCUUACGGUGAAAUCAUUCCAAAAGGAAGAGCGAAAGACUGUACGUUAAAAUAUAUGUAGCUAGAUGCAUGAUAGACAAACAUUAUGUGUUUGACAACUACUUCAACCCAAACAUUAUAUCUUAUACAUUUU